Messenger RNA from Microplitis demolitor, 1740 nucleotides. RefSeq names its product photoreceptor-specific nuclear receptor. The transcript has 7 exons. The record is from RefSeq and is a predicted model, not a curated record. Lineage: Eukaryota; Metazoa; Arthropoda; Insecta; Hymenoptera; Braconidae. Bases 1 to 1632 code for a protein of 543 amino acids. Gene Ontology annotation, molecular function: nuclear receptor activity; zinc ion binding; RNA polymerase II cis-regulatory region sequence-specific DNA binding. Gene Ontology annotation, biological process: positive regulation of transcription by RNA polymerase II; cell differentiation; anatomical structure development.
AUGAAUGGAACAGCCAUCGCUACUUCUGACAGCCAACAAAUUCAAAGACAAUCAUCGCAAAAUGACACUAGUUCUGAACAUCCACGAAGUCCUACAAGCCCGCUGAGUAUUCGUCACGAUUCUGGAGAGUCUAGUAUAAUUUCACCAGGGCUGCCAGAACGAUACAGCCCACUGGGAGCGACAGAAUCAACGUCAAGUCACGAUCCUUAUGCUUCACGUUCGGUACAAGACUGUCCUGUACCUCUGUGUCGUCCGGUACCGUCGGAAUUCCCACUGGCUCGGUCUCCUUACAUGUCUGCGCUGUCAAAUGGGCACCCGCACUUGCUACAAGUUCAGCAUCAGCACCAGCAUUCGCAGCACCAGUCCCAGCAACUGCAGCAGUCCCCGCAUCAAAUGCAACAGCAGUCCCAGCACAACAACAAGCCGUCGCGUAGUCUGGGGCUUAUCUGCGUCGUCUGCGGUGAUACUAGUUCUGGAAAACAUUAUGGGAUUCUUGCUUGCAAUGGCUGCAGUGGAUUCUUCAAGAGGAGUGUCCGAAGAAAAUUAAUUUAUCGGUGUCAAGCAGGAACUGGCAGAUGUAUCGUCGACAAAGCUCAUCGCAAUCAAUGCCAAGCGUGUCGUCUAAAAAAAUGUAUGGCGAUGGGAAUGAACAAAGACGCCGUGCAAAAUGAAAGGCAGCCAAGGAACACGGCAACCAUAAGACCGGAAGCUCUUGUCGAGAUGGACCAAGAACGAGCGCUGAGGGAGGCUGCCGUUGCUGUUGGAGUUUUUGGGCCACCAGUAUCAUUAGCAAUGGCACGAUACGGAGCACCGAUGCCACUAUCAGCAAUAGCGCCAACAUCAACAGCAAAUCCACCAGCAGCUCCAACCCCUCUACUCCAACGCGAAGAUCCCGACGGAAACGCAUCCGAAGACAGUAUAGACGUCACAAACGAAGAACCAUUGACAGCCCAGAGAAAUCUUUGCUCGCAAUUGCCCCCGGUGAUGACAUCCCUGUACUCUCCAGCCAGCGCCGAAACAGUUUACGAAACGAGUGCAAGGCUGCUCUUCAUGGCCGUCAAGUGGGCGAAAAAUUUGCCUUCAUUUGCCAGCUUGCCGUUUCGCGACCAGGUGAUACUCCUAGAAGAAGCAUGGUCUGAAUUAUUUCUUCUGAAUGCCGUUCAAUGGUGUCUGCCUCUCGAAUCAUCAUCGCUCUUCAACGCCGCGGAACUGACCGCGCUAACUCUCUCUCCACACUCUCAUCCACACUCAGGAAUGCACGUCGGUGAAGACAAACCGAGCCAAGUUGCUGCGGAUAUUCGACAUCUUCACGACACUCUUCAGCGAUACAAAAAUAUGAUGGUCGAUCCUGCAGAGUUCGCUUGUAUGAAAGCUAUCGUUCUUUUCAGACCAGAGACUCGUGGACUUAAAGAUUCAAGUCAAAUUGAAAAUCUUCAAGAUCAAGCACAAGUUAUGCUAGGACAGCACGCACGCGCUCAGCAACCCGGUAGACCAGAGAGAUUCGGAAGACUUUUGCUAAUGCUAUCACUGUUAAGAAACAUACCGGCAUCACGAGUCGAACUAAUUUAUUUUCAUCGAACAAUCGGUAACACUCGAAUGGAAAAAGUUUUAUGCGACAUGUAUAAAAAUUAAUAAUCAAUAGAUUAUUAGAUUAUCACUCUCUCGUAAAUUUAAACAUGUUUUUACAUUGAAUGUUGCAUUUAAUCAGUUAUCCAAUAGCCUAAUUCAUUUUAAUCAAUG